Phasianus colchicus (ring-necked pheasant) is the source of this 1500-nucleotide messenger RNA. The record is from RefSeq and is a predicted model, not a curated record. Lineage: Eukaryota; Metazoa; Chordata; Aves; Galliformes; Phasianidae.
AUGGGCUGCUGGAAAAAUAAGGAAAGCGACACCUGGACUUUUCCCACCCUGAUCCUCUGCCUCUAUGGAUUCUUCUACAUGAUGAAGCCAUCAGAGCCUUUUCUAACCCCUUACCUAACUGGAUCAGAUAAAAACCUGACAAUAGAUGAGGUUACCAACCAGGUUUUCCCAGUGUGGACAUACUCCUACCUCGCGCUCCUCGUCCCCGUCUUCCUGAUCACUGACUACGUGCGCUACAAGCCCAUCCUCCUCCUCCAGGGCAUCAGCUUCAUUGUCACGUGGCUCCUGCUCCUCUUUGCACCCGGGCUGGUGGCCAUGCAGGCGAUGGAAUUCUUCUACGGGAUGGUGACAGCCACUGAGGUUGCCUACUACGCCUACAUCUACAGCGUCGUCAGCACUGAUCACUAUCAGAGAGUGACGAGCUAUUGCAGGAGUAUCACUCUCAUUGCAGCCACCCUUGCUGCCGUGCUGGGACAGCUCCUGGUUUCCUUAGCAGACGUAUCCUACUUUCACCUCAAUGCCAUUACUCUGGCUUCCGUGUCCCUGGCCUUCGUGUGCUCCUUUCUCCUCCCAAUGCCUCAAAAGAGCAUGUUCUUCCAUAGGAAAGGCAGCUCAGAAACCCUCCCACAACCAGACAGAGUUGUGGCUGGGCUCAGUUCCAACGCGUCAUUGAGCUGCCAAGAGGACCGGGACUGUGCAGCUGCUGACACGGGACCGAACCCAGCGCAGCAGGCUCAGCAGCCCGAGCCCCAGCACCACGUGCUGAGAGUCCUGGUGCAGCUGGGCAAGGACCUGAAGGAUUGCUACAGCUCUAGGAAGCUUCUUUACUGGUCCCUGUGGUGGGCUUUGGCUACUGCAGGCUUUAACCAAGUUGUGAACUACAUCCAAGUGCUGUGGGAUUUCCGAGCUCCAUCUCACAGCUCUGCAGUGUACAAUGGAGCUGUUGAAGCAGUGGCAACAUUCCUGAGCUCAGUAGCAUCUUUCAUAGUAGCAUAUAUGAAAAUGAACUGGGACCUGCUUGGAGAACUGGCAUUAGGAAUCUUCUCCACAGUAGAUGCUGUUUCUUUAUUUCUCAUGCACUUUACUACCAAUAUCUGGGUGUGCUAUGCCAGCUACCUCAUUUUCAAGGCAAGCUAUAUGCUCCUUAUAACAAUAGCAACGUUCCAGAUCGCAGUCAACCUGAGCAUGGAGCGCUAUGCUUUGAUGUUUGGACUGAACAACUUCAUUGCACUGGUGAUUCAGACCAUCCUUACAGUAGUUGCUGUGGACUCAAAAGGCCUGGGACUGGACAUCGUGACUCAAAUGAAUAAUGCCUUGCUACCCGUGGUUUGGUCAUUCAAUCUGGCGUGGGAUAUCCUCUCCCACAUCAAUGUCCAUAACUUCAAUCAGACUAAUUCCAUUCACGACAGUCAGUUGAAACUUACCAACUUCAGCAUUUUCUCAUUUGGCAUCCGAGAAGCUGAGGCAACUUCCUGCUCCCAUGGAUUUGAAGAAAAUUAA